GUGCAGCUAUAAAGUCAAACUAAAUGCUGUCUGCCAGCAGCAUUACAUCUAGCUAAACAAUGUGGCACUCAGUGUUACAAAAAUCAUAUCUACAUACCUCUGUACAUCUCCUAAAAAAGGCUGCGUAUAAUCUGAAAGGAAAGAGUACUGCUGAUCAGCGUUGGAUAGUUCGGCAGCUUAAUGACCCUUUUGUGAAGGCUGCCCAUGUGCACAACUACCGCUGUAGAAGCGCCUUCAAACUGCUGGAGAUCGAUGACAAAUACAAACUUUUAAAACCUGGAUUCAACGUAAUAGAUUGUGGUGCUGCACCGGGUGCUUGGAGCCAGAUAGCUGUUCACAGGGUCAACUCAACUGGGGCUAAUGGAGAAUUCCCCCGUGGCACUGUGGUUGGGAUUGACCUUCUGCGCAUAGCACCUUUAGAUGGAGCCCACUUCCUGUCCAAUCAUGACAUCACUGAUCCUGUCACACAUACCAAGCUGCUUGAUCUUCUCCCCGGUGCCCAGGCUCAUGUCAUCAUGAGUGAUAUGGCACCCAAUGCCAGUGGUUUCAAGGAGAUGGACCAUGAAAAACUCAUCACAAUGUCAUUGUCAUUGAUUGACUUGGCUGAAAAGGUGUUGCAGACUGGUGGCUCUCUGAUUUGUAAGUAUUGGGACGGGGCAUUAGCGCACCAGCUUCAGCAGAAGCUUUCAGCUGUGUUCCGUGAAGUCAGGACAGUCAAACCAAAAGCCAGCCGAAAGGAGUCGUCAGAGUUGUUUUUCCUUGCCAAGUCGUAUAGAGAAAUAAAAUAGUCUGAUUGUAUAUUUUCAUGUGUAUUGUAAGCUUUGUUGACCUGCAAAGAAAGGCUUUAGGUGCUAUAGCACUUGAGGAGCCCCUCUAUUUCUCCUUCCUGAAUGUACUUUUUGUAAAAAUCUAUGAAAUCUAUGGAUAUUCUACAAUGAUUUACAUUAUUCAACAUCUACAAUUCUUGAAACCUUUCCUAAAAUAUUUUAGACAUACUUUAUAAGUACAAGUCGACUGUUUUUUCCCCAUCCAUUCCACAUCUGUAAAUCCAACAAGAAAUGUGGAUCAAGCAUGCGUCAUUCAUUUGUCACUUGAGGUGAAAUAUUUAGCCUACCAGAAGAUGGCGUCCUUGAGGCAUCAAUAAGCUGUGCAUUUGCGGGCCAAUAAUUUCUCAGUAGGGGCUGUUUUCAUCUUUACCUACAGACAAGGUGAUACCAACAUCUAUGGGCCAGAAUGUAUUUUAUGUAUCAAGCCCUUAUCAUCAGAGGCACCAUGUUCCUCAAGUUCUGUGCAUGUCAGAACUAUUAUUUUCCCUUUGUCAGGCAUGUUUGAAGUAUUACAAAGUAAAUGUGGUAUUUGUUUGAUAAGAAAUAUUCCAGUUUGCCAUUUGUAAUGCUUAUAAUCUGCUUUGCCAGCCAUGUAGAAACAUGUAAUCAUUCUCUCAUUUAGGGCUUAUAAAGGGGAAAAGGGCUGGAUGAAAGAGCCAUAGACAGCAUGACUAAUGAAAAGGCUGAUGCCACUGAAGCUGUGCAUUAUAAAUAGUGUUGGGCUUCGUUCUCACAGCGGGGAUGUGCUCUUCAAUACAUCAGGUUGGCAUUUGAAUGCUCUGCUUGAAAUGAUGUGAUUUUGAAUUAUUUUUGCCAAGUGGACUGCCACUGAUUGAGAUUUCCCUCAGAUACAGAGCUAAAUACCUUGGGAUGAAGGCCCACAGUAGUGUUGAUUUGGCACUAUUUACUUUGCCUGUUUUUCUCUAGGCUUAUCACUGACUACUUUCUGUAAUUCUAUGGCUCUCAGGGUUUGAAAGUACUCUGCUGAUUUUACCAGGAACAAAGAAACAAAUGUAUCAGAACUGUGCAAAGGACUGAGAAGACAAUUAAAUGUGAUGGGGACAGGAGAAACGGAUACAAAUGUCCCUUAAAAUAGAAAAUAUGAUGAAAAGAAGCUCAUUCUAAAGAUGGAAGGUUUCAUAUAUUUGAUGCUAAACAUUGGUGGAGGGGACCUGUCUCCAUGAUACUAUUAUAAACCUUCAUACAAUUAGCCAGUGAGCUGUGACUUUCAAGCCAUGGAUACCUUCCUGUUAUCUCCUCAGUUAUAUACAGUGGGGGAAAAAA
Messenger RNA from Coregonus clupeaformis (lake whitefish), 2111 nucleotides. Its product is annotated as rRNA methyltransferase 2, mitochondrial-like. NCBI's taxonomy places the organism in Eukaryota, Metazoa, Chordata, Actinopteri, Salmoniformes, Salmonidae. Gene Ontology annotation, cellular component: mitochondrion. Gene Ontology annotation, biological process: RNA methylation. The coding region runs from base 60 to 788 and encodes 242 amino acids. The transcript has 2 exons. The record is from RefSeq and is a predicted model, not a curated record. Gene Ontology annotation, molecular function: rRNA (uridine-2'-O-ribose)-methyltransferase activity.